This is a messenger RNA of Physeter macrocephalus (sperm whale), 3584 nucleotides long. It is a transcript of the gene SPAG1, whose product is annotated as sperm associated antigen 1. The coding region runs from base 119 to 2980 and encodes 953 amino acids. Gene Ontology annotation, biological process: axonemal dynein complex assembly. The record is from RefSeq and is a predicted model, not a curated record. The transcript is spliced from 19 exons. Gene Ontology annotation, cellular component: cytosol. NCBI's taxonomy places the organism in Eukaryota, Metazoa, Chordata, Mammalia, Artiodactyla, Physeteridae. Gene Ontology annotation, molecular function: protein binding.
CAGUUUAAUUUACAGGCCUCAGCUACUGAACCCAAAUGGAUACAAGAAAAAAAUUUUUUCCUCUACAGCACCAAAACCUGCUUUGUUGUUGUAUUUCAAUUUUGCUUAAGUGAAGACCAUGACUGCCAAAGAUUAUCCAUCAUUGUGGGGCUUUGGAACAACAAAAACAUUUAAAAUACCUGUUGAACAUUUGGAUUUCAAGUAUAUUGAAAAAUGUUCAGACAUUAAACACUUAGAAAAAAUUCUUUGUGUGCUCAGGUCUGGUGAGGAAGGAUAUUAUCCUGAACUUACUGAAUUUUGUGAAAAGCGCCUUUCAGGCUUGGCUCCUGGAAGUAGAGCUUUGAGGAGAGAGAAACCUGCAGCGACGGCAGCCAGUUUCACAGCAGAAGAAUGGGAAAAAAUUGACGGUGAUAUAAAGAGUUGGGUAUCAGAAAUUAAAAAAGAAGAUGAUAAAAUACACUUUCAAGAAACUGAAACAUUUCCAGCAAUGGAAGAUAAUUUGCCUCCAGUUCGUGGUUCAAACAGCCAUCUUCAUGUUGCCAAGGAAAAAAAUUCUAAAAGUAAACCAGCUAAAAAGAAAAUUCCGAGGGAUUAUGCAGAGUGGGAUAAAUUUGACGUGGAAAAGGAAUGUGCGAAAAUUGAUGAAGAUUACAAAGAAAAAACUGUAGUAAACAACAAGUUGCAUUUGUCUAAAAUUGAGACAAGACUAGAUACAGCAGGUCUAACUGAGAAGGAAAAGGAUUUUCUUGCUACUCAUGAAAAGGAGAAAGGUAAUGAAGCUUUUAACUCAGGAGAUUAUGAAGAGGCUGUGAUGUAUUAUACUCGGAGCUUAUCAGUGCUUCCCACGGUAGCAGCCUAUAACAAUCGCGCUCAAGCGGAACUCAAAUUACAGAACUGGAACAGUGCUUUUCAGGAUUGUGAAACGGUCUUGGAGUUAGAACCUGGGAACUUAAAGGCUCUUCUGCGCCGUGCCACUACGUAUAAACAUCAAAACAAGCUCCAGGAAGCUAUAAAAGAUUUGAAUAAAGUACUGGCUGUUGAACCUGAUAAUGAGUUGGCCAAAAAAACCUUGUUAGAGGUUGAAAGAGAUCUGAAAAAUUCUGAACCUGCAUCUGAGACUCAAACCAAAGGGAAAAGGAUGGUUAUUCAGGAAGUAGAAAACUCAGAAGAUGAAAAUGAAAAGGACAGUGGAAGAAAACAUGAAGAUGGCAUUGGAGAUAAGAAGGGCGCGGAGCCGGCGCCAGCGGGGCGCGCCGCCGAGACGCGCGCCAUGGGCAACAUCCAGAAGAAGCUGACGGGCAAGAGCGAGGGCGGCAGGCGGCCGGAGAGAGGCGCGCCGCGGCGGGGCCGGGCGCCGGGGGCCGGCGCGGACAAGCGGGACCGGCCGCUGGCCCCGGCGACGGCGGACGGCGCCAAUGGGCACCCGGGCGGCGGGCGGGGCGCCGGGGACCCCGCGGGCAGCGCGCCCCCUGGGCCCGGCACGUCCCCCGGACCUGGCGCGCCGCCGGCGCCCGCCGCCCCAGUCGGUCCCGCCAGCCUGAAGAGCCAGGGCAACGAGCUCUUUAAAAACGGGCAGUUCGCCGAGGCGGCUCUCAGGUACUCGGCGGCGAUCGCGCAGCUGGAGUCUGCAGGAAGUGGAAGUGCAGAUGAUCUAAGUAUCUUAUAUUCAAAUAAAGCAGCAUGUUACCUAAAAGAUGGAAACUGCAGUGGCUGCAUUCAAGAUUGUAACAGGGCUCUGGAACUUCAUCCAUUCUCAAUCAAGCCUCUUCUUCGACGAGCAAUGGCCUAUGAAACUUUAGAGCAGUAUCAGAAAGCUUAUGUGGAUUAUAAAACAGUGUUGCAAAUAGACUGCGGAAUCCAGAUAGCAAAUGACAGUGUUAACAGGAUAACAAAAAUUUUAAUGGCCCUGGAUGGACCAAGCUGGCGGGAGAAGCUGUCGCCCAUUCCUGCUGUGCCCACUUCCGCACAAUUGCGAGCUUGGCGGCCUGUGGCAGAGACGCCCCCAGACCAAGUGGGAGAUUCCUGCAGCCAUCAUCAACCGGGCAUCACAGAUGAAAAAAUGUUUAAAACCCUUAAAGAAGAAGGAAAUCAAUGUGUAAAGGACAAAAACUAUAAAGAUGCCCUUAGUAAAUACAGUGAAUGCUUAAAGAUUAACAACAAGGAAUGUGCCAUUUAUACAAACAGAGCCCUCUGUUACUUGAAGCUGGGCGAGUUUGAAGAGGCAAAGCAGGACUGUGACCAGGCGCUUCAGAUAGAUCUCGGGAAUGUGAAAGCACGCUAUAGACGAGCUCUUGCUCACAAAGGACUCAAGAAUUAUCAGAAAAGUUUAAACGAUCUCCAUAAAGUUCUCCUACUAGACCCAAAUAUUAUUGAGGCAAAAAUGGAACUGGAAGAGGUAACCAGAAUCCUGAAUGUUCAGGAUAAUGCAGCAUCAUUCAACAAAGAAAAGGAGAGAAGGAAAAUUGAGAUUCAAGAGGUGAAUGAAGCCCAGAAAGAGGAGCCUGAAAGGACCUCAGAGGACAUCUCCACUGACUCCCGUGCUUCUGAGAAGGGGGACACAAGCAACGGGCCACGAGAAUUCUAUGAGAAACUACCAAUCCCCAAGCCUAACAAUGCCUACGAAUUUGGCCAGGUUAUAAACGCCGUCAGUACUAGGAAAGAUAAAGAAGCCUGUGCACACCUGUUAGCCAUCACUGAACCGAAAGACUUGCCAGUGUUGUUGAGUAACAAACUUGAAGGGGAUACAUUCCUGCUCCUCAUCCAGUCUCUGAAAAAUAAUCUUAUUGAUAAAGAUCCUUCUUUGGUAUAUCAGCAUCUUUUAUAUCUGAGUAAAGCAGAAAGGUUUAAGAUGAUGUUGACACUGAUUAGCAAGGGCCAAAAGGAGCAGAUUAAACAGCUCUUUGAUGACCUGUCAGACACACCAAACAAACAUUUUACUUUAGAAGAUGUGCAGGCCCUCAAAAGGCAGUAUGAGCUUUAAAUAGAUUAUUGUAGGUUUCUUCCAUGCAUGUAUGUGUUCCAGUAAUGCUAAUGAGAUGGUAUUGUAAUACAGUUGCAUGGAUAAAACCUGGCUUAGAAAAGAUCCUUUGGUCUGGACUAUAAAAUAUUUUACUUAUUUUUAUACAUAGAACACAUAUAUUCUACAAUCUGCUUUUUAUUAGUUGUAAAUAUUUUCUUAUGUACCAGAGCUAACAACACCUUUAUAUUUAAUAAUAUCUGGAACUUGUUAAGAUGCAUUUUAAUUUAUAUUAUAUAUUUUCUUUUAAUAACCUGUUAAAAUUUUGAGUUAAAUUACACUUCUUUGGGCUAUGAAGGAGUCCUGUUAAGUCUGAUAGAAAUGUAUUUCUUUACAGUUCAUUUUUAAAAGUGAAAAUCAUUAACAGUGAUUAUUACAUCACUUUUAUUUCCUGCUGAUAUACAUAAAUCCCAUUUUAUACUACUUGUGGAUUACAGGCCUCUAAGAUGAAAUGUAACACUUAAGUCUAUAAUAUGAAAUGAUUAUUAAAUAAAUUGUGAUUAUUAAUUUAGAACUAUAAGAGGAACUUAUUUUUUUCUAAUAUGGAAGUAUUGCCUAAUAAAUAAUU